Ostrinia furnacalis (Asian corn borer) is the source of this 1334-nucleotide messenger RNA. It is a transcript of the gene mRpL37, whose product is annotated as mitochondrial ribosomal protein L37. The transcript has 5 exons. Gene Ontology annotation, cellular component: mitochondrion. Bases 96 to 1328 code for a protein of 410 amino acids. The record is from RefSeq and is a predicted model, not a curated record. Lineage: Eukaryota; Metazoa; Arthropoda; Insecta; Lepidoptera; Crambidae.
UGUCACCUGUCAAUGUCAUUGAUUGAACGGCUGAUUUGAGGUUAUAUUUUACUAGAUUUAUUUAAUUUUCACAAAACGAGUGAAAUUAUUUAGCAAUGAAGCUUUCUCAGGUCUUAUAUCGACAACAUAUUGGAUUUAUGUUCAAAAAACAUUGGAUGAUACAAGGCAAACGCGUACCUGUGGACACUGGUGUCGAAGACGCUUUGAAAGCAAAGGGGAUCCCUGUGGAAGAUGCUCUAGAAUUCGUAAAAGAUAAACCUGAAACCCAUGAAAGAUUAAACAUUGUUGGACAGUAUGAACUGCCUCUGCCCCUUGAUGAAAAUCAUCCAAAUUACAAAGAGAAACCUUGCUACACUCUAAAGAACACUAAUGUUCUUCUUGAAGGAAUUUCUCAAGCCCAGGUUUUGACUAAAACCAUCAUUGCUGAAGACAAGUUACCUGUAAAAAUAGAGGAGCUUGCUCAAAUCGCAGCCCCUAAAGCGAUACAUGAGAAUGUCAAAAAAGCAAUAUUAUCAGCCAAUGUCUUUGACUGUGAACAGGAAAAGUUGCCUAAAAUUAAAGAUCCGGCGCGUCCAGCAUAUAACUUCCCUAGGAUACUGGGUAUCACAGACAGAAGGCGAAACCAAAUUCUAACAAACCGGCUUCUCCAACUGAUAGAGAAAAGCAGUGACACAGAAGUCACGCAAACAAAGUAUGUUGUCAAUGAUGUUAAGGCACACACAACAUUUGAUAAAGAAGAUGACCUAUUCCAAUUUCAAGACAUAUGCAACAUUCUAGUGACUAGUAAUAAACCUGUAAAGCAUGAGACAGAAAGAGACAUACCAUUUGUUGAGAUCCCAGAUUUGUAUCCUAUAAAACACACUAUUACUUUGGAUAUGGAUCAUUUUUACAGUGAAACUAGUAGAUAUCCUAUCAAACCAACUGUUAACAUGCGUCACCCUCAUACAACAUGGCUGCAUUACAAUGCCACAGAGGUUGGCAACCUUUAUGAAACUCCAGUCACACAAAGCCAGAUCCUUGGUCGGUCUCUUACACAUGCUUUUACUGUCGCCUCUGCAUAUGCAAAACAAUUGCAUGGGGAAAAUGUGAAAGAUUUACCUGAACCAGUAUACAUUAAUUGCAUUCAAACUGAUGGACAAAAUUAUCACUUUGGUGUACUUGAAUUGAACACCUUGAAUGUUGAUGGAAAUGAAGGAACUAAAAAUUUAUGGUACUGCAAAAAUAACAUGCAACUGUAUGGCGCAAGUAAAUACUUUGGUGGUAUGCCUGUAUUAGAAAACUACAACCCAAAAGUGUAUGGUUACAUUAACGCUUUUUACAAUUGCUAGGCUAAU